Messenger RNA from Plasmodium fragile, 837 nucleotides. RefSeq lists its product as uncharacterized. NCBI's taxonomy places the organism in Eukaryota, Apicomplexa, Aconoidasida, Haemosporida, Plasmodiidae. The transcript is spliced from 2 exons. The record is from RefSeq and is a predicted model, not a curated record. Bases 1 to 837 code for a protein of 278 amino acids.
AUGCAAGUUGCUUUCAUUGUCCUCUAUAUAUUUAGCGUUUUAUUAGAUUUAUCCGGGGCGGCCGACAUUUUAAAGGAUUUCUUCGACAAAUCAAGAAAAGAAAUUGAAAGAUUUACACACGUUACAUUAAACGACACAUCCGAAGGGACGGAAAAAGUGGAAGAGUGGGUCAAAGACGAAUGGAGCGAAUGGAUGACUGAAAUGCAAAUGGACUGGGAAGAAUUCACCAGCUCCCUGGAAAGCGAAAAAAACAAGUGGUUUGGAAAAAAAGAAGAAAUGAUAGAAUUUAUCAAGUCCAUAGAAGAUAAAUGGCUCCAUUUUAUUCAAAAUAUGCAUGAAAUGCAUAAAUUUGGUAUUUUAAAAAUUUCCUCAAUGUGGAACUAUUCUGAGUGGCAAGAAUGGAUUCACAAAGAUGGCAAACGUAUUAUAGAAGCCCAGUGGGAUAACUGGACCACUUCAAAUAAGACCCUUUACUAUAAACUUAUUAUGAAAGAAUGGUUUAAAUGGAAAAACCAAAAAAUUAAACAGUGGCUUAAACGUAACUGGAUAUAUCAUGAAGGGAGAAUUUUACAAAACUGGGAACGUAUGCCAUACACUAAAAUUUUAGCUAUGUCUGAGAAAAAACCCUGGUUCAAUUCGAAUGCACAAAUCAUGAAUGAAAGGGACUGCUUUCUCAACUGGAUUAAGAAAAAGGAAGAUUUUUUAGAAAACGAAGAAAGCGAUAAGUGGGAAAAUUGGAAAUACUACAAAAAUGAUUUCUUUCAAAAAUGGAUGGACUCCUUUCUUAGCUACUGGCUAAAUAUAAAGAAACAGGAUAUAUUGCAUAACCAAUGUUAA